CGGAUUAAGGCAAGCGCGGCGUGUAGAAUGGGCUGCAGAGCUUUUGGGCUUUGUUAGUGCGCAUAAUUCUGGACGGCAUCACUGUUGAACUGUUCAAAAAAAAAGCAUACUACUGCAGAGUCACCCUGAGGGCAAAUUAAAAUGGCCUCCAAAGAGGAAGAGUCAUAUGUGGGAUGUGGCCGUGGCGGCCGUGGAGCAAUUCUCAUGGCGGCCUUGCAGCGGCAAGCCAGGCGUCCUGGCUCCACUAGUGCUGAUCCAAAAGAAGCACCUCACACGGCUCCUAGCCCAGAUUCAGGCCGUGGAAGCAGUGCUUCGCCAUCAAGCCCUGAUUCAGGCCGUGGAAGCAGUGCUUCGCCAUCAAGCCCCGAUUCAGGCCGUGGGAGCAGUGCUUCAUCGUCAAGCUCCGAUUCAGGGAGAUCAAGCGGUGCGUCAUUGUCGCCCAUAGCGGAGUCGCCUGUGCCGCUGAUGGGCCGUGGAGCCAUGCUUCGCCAGAUGACCCCAAGUUGGGCAGAAUCGCAGACCGAGCAGGCAGCAGCCAGAACAGGUGCCCCGCAGAUGACUGAGAGAGGUGGAGCACUCGGGCGCAGUAUGAUGCAAGCACAAGUUGGGAGGACCAUGAGAGCAGCUGAGUUGUUGCCAGCUGGGCAGAUGCCAUCUACUUCAGCACAGCUACCACGAGCUGCCCCGCAAGCACAAGCACCGCGACAGCAACCUGCUAUUCCAUCUACCCCUGUAGCUGCUCAAGCAAGGGUUGAUCCUCCGGUCGCUAAAAUGUCAGAACUGUCCGUGAAGGAGUUCAGGGGAACUGCUGGCAAGCCUGUGCCUUUGGAGGUGAACUAUGUGCGCCUGGCCACCAAGCCAGGCAUGGGUGUGUUUGAGUACCACGUUGACUAUGUGCCCGCCAUUGACUCCAAGCGCGCUAGGUGUCAACUGAUUAGCAGUGACCCAGUGGUGGCAGUCAUUGGCCAGACACGUGUCUUCGACGGCAUGAAGCUCUACCUUCCGCACCAGCUGCAACAGCAGGUGAUGAGCAUACCCACAAUGCUUGCUGCAGAUAACAGUCCUGUUUCAUUGAACAUCAAGUUUGUCAAAAAGACACCACCAUCUGAAUGCCUGCACUUGUACAAUGUGCUUUUUAAGAAGGUGAUGCACUGCCUGCAACUGACACAGAUUGGUCGCAACUACUUUGACCGCAAGGGUGCAGUCCCGAUACCUCAGCAUAGGCUAGAGGUGUGGCCUGGCUAUGUGCAGUCGGUGUCUGAAUAUGAUGGAGGGCUUUUGCUCAACUGUGAUGUGUCCUUCCGUGUCCUCCGCACCAUCACUGCUCGUGAAGUGCUGUUUGAUGUAUACAAUUCAUACCCGAGGGACUACAAAGCCAAGGCUGUGCAUGCCAUUGUUGGUGCAGUUGUGAUGACACGGUACAACUACCACACGUACAGAGUGGAUGACAUUGCUUGGGAUGCCAAGCCUACCUCAACUUUCACAUUCCACACCGGCGAGGACAUCACUUACGUUAACUAUUACAAGCGUAUUUACAACAUUGAGAUUCAGGACCUUGACCAGCCACUACUUUUGCAUAGGGAGAAGCCCAGAAAAAAUGCAUCGGAGUCCGAGGAGCCACGGUUGGUGUGUCUGGUGCCUGAACUUUGCACACUGACAGGCCUGACUGACGAGAUGCGUGCAGAUUUUCGGAUCAUGAAGGACUUAGCAAGUCAGACAAGAGUGAGCCCAAAUCAAAGGCAGUUCUCGCUGACUCAGUAUGUGAAGAGAGUUAAGGAUUGCCCAGAUGCUAUGAAGGUCCUUGGCAAUUGGGGUUUGUCGCUGGAAUCCGGUGCAGUGAGUCUUGAAGGCCGUAUCUUGCCAGAAGAGAAAAUAAUGAUGAAAUCCAAGACCCACUACCAUAAUGGCACUGCAGACUGGGGCCGCCUUCUAUCGCAAGACUCUGUCAUCAAAGCUGUGCAUCUGGAGAACUGGAUCAUUAUCUUCACAAAGCGGGAUGGAGAGCGUGCACGAGGAUUCACACAAAUGAUGUCCAAGGUGUGCCCCCCUAUGGGCAUAAACAUUCGGCCACCGCAGUAUCGAGAGCUUUUCAAUGACAGCACUGACUCCUAUGUGCGUGCCAUCAAAGAUGUGGUCAACGAAAACGUGCAGGUCAUUGUGAUCAUCUUUCCCACGUCCCGAGACGACCGCUACAGUGCAGUGAAACGGCUGUGCUGUGUGGACAUGCCUGUGCCAUCACAGGUUAUCAUUUCCAACACCAUUGGACAGCAGCAAAAGCUGCGCGCUGUCACACAGAAAAUUGCCCUGCAGAUCAACUGCAAGCUUGGUGGAGAGCUGUGGGCAGUGAACAUUCCUUUGCAAAAUGUGAUGGUGGUCGGUGUGGAUGUGUACCAUGACGUCACUCGUGGCAGGCAGUCUGUGCUUGGUUUAGUAGCCAGCAUGAACCGUAACAUGACGCGCUGGUUCUCCAAGUGUGCCUUCCAGGAUCCAGGCAAAGAGCUUGUCAACUGCCUUAAGGUGGCUCUCCUUGAGGCCCUGGUGAAGUACUAUGAGGUGAACCAUUGUCGUCCAGAUCGCAUCUUCAUCUUUCGUGAUGGUGUGGGUGAUGGUCAGCUCAAGCAUGUCGACGAGUACGAGAUUGAGCAAGUGAUCAGCGCCUUUCCCUGUUUGAGCCCAGGCUACAAUCCAUCCAUUGCUGUAGUGAUUGUCCAGAAGCGCAUCAACACACGAAUCUUCACAAAGCUGAAUACAAAAGACUUGGACAACCCAAUGCCAGGGACAACCGUGGAUCACACAGUCACACGUACAAACUGGUGCGACUUCUUUCUAGUGUCCCAGAAGGUGCGGCAAGGAACAGUGUCGCCUACACACUACAUUGUGUUGCGGAAUUCAACUGGGCUGUCGCCUGACCACAUUCAGCGACUCACUUACAAGCUCACACACUUGUACUACAACUGGCCGGGUACUGUCCGUGUGCCUGCUCCUUGCCAGUAUGCACACAAGUUGGCCAGCCUGGUUGGUGACAACAUCCACAAGGAACCAAGCCCAUUCCUCUGUGACCGCCUCUUCUACUUGUGAAGGCCAGGAUUUCAUGUGAAGGUGCCCAAGAGGUCACACCUUGAUCACUGCCAUUUUUUUUCACUGUUAUGUGUGUGUGUUCUGAAAUCAGUACUUUUUUUUUCCCCCUGUGAAGCAAUCAUUUUGAAGAAGUUGCUAUCCCCCACCCCUUUCUUUUCCCUUGGCUGCAUUGUCUGAGUAAAGGCAGCUUGCAUUUUUUUUUUCACUUCACAGUUCUAUAGGAAUUUUAUUCUGUGCAAUGUGAGCUAGUAUUUGAAAGUAUGCUACAUUUAGUUCUCAUGGUUGUAAUCAUGUCAUUCUACAGCUUUUAAUUCAGCUCCAUUGUCCUCUCGUGUUUGCGUGUUCAUUGGCAGUAAUUGUCAUUCUCAAUUCAUUCAAUCUUAUUUAAUAUUUGUUAAAAGUGCCUUACUAGUCACAGUUUGCGUUUAAUGAUCACUGGCCCCGUUCUGAUAAAGUGAGGGUAUGUGCAAGAGAAUGUCCCAAGAUUUGCAGUUGACAGUAAUAAUAUGGAACCAUUUACUUGUGGGAGAUGACUUGUACGCAUGUGAAGAUUGCUUUCAAAUGUGUACUAUUUUUUGAGAUGAACAUUUGGUUUUUUGUGUUACUAAUUAUUUUAUGACAAGUUAAGCCUACUUGUACAUAAUUGGCUUGUGUGCAAAUAAAUAAUGUCAAUUCCUCA
Rhipicephalus microplus (southern cattle tick) is the source of this 3757-nucleotide messenger RNA. Its product is annotated as piwi-like protein 1. The record is from RefSeq and is a predicted model, not a curated record. NCBI's taxonomy places the organism in Eukaryota, Metazoa, Arthropoda, Arachnida, Ixodida, Ixodidae. Gene Ontology annotation, molecular function: RNA binding; protein binding.